Messenger RNA from Malaya genurostris, 1439 nucleotides. RefSeq lists its product as uncharacterized. Bases 457 to 1398 code for a protein of 313 amino acids. The transcript has 4 exons. The record is from RefSeq and is a predicted model, not a curated record. Lineage: Eukaryota; Metazoa; Arthropoda; Insecta; Diptera; Culicidae.
GCGUACCAGCUUAGAUCGCGGUUCUCGAUUGCGUUCGAAUCGAAUGUACGCAGUUUGAAGUUUAAGUUUGUUUUUAGUUGAUUAUGCUUUCCCCGCUCAUCGUCGGAAGUGAUCGAUUUGGAUGCUGAUACGGUAAAACGGAGCGGUUUACGAAGGAAAACUGUGCUUAUCCUGUUUAACGAAACUUUGAAGUGCUUCGGAGAUUUUUGCAGCCUCUGGGCAGACGUCAAAAUCAGCACGAUGACUAUAUUCGGCAAAUUGGUUCAAAUAAUUAUAAUCUCGUUUUGACGAACCAUACUUUUCUGCUGCUGCUGCUGGUGCUAAUCGUUUUGGAGUACAGACUAGGACAGGAGUUGGAGCGAAACAUUGCCGGUGUUCAGCCGGUGAGCAAGUGACCUCGCCUGAUUGGCAGUACUAUGUGAUCGAAGGAGGCGUGUAUUUAUCACAAGAAUCGGUAUGCCCACCAUCAAUUUUACGUUCAAAGAUGCGAUAUUUUCCUCUUUGUGGCUGUGGACCGAACUUCAUCUACUGGCGAUUGCUGUUCUACUAUCGUCGGUAUUUAUUUUCCUCAGAAAGAUGUCCUCGGAACGAAUGCCACUACACAAACGAACUGUUCUGAUCACCAACGGAACCGAAACGUUGUCGCAAGCCCUUCGUGACGAGCUAAUAGAAAAGUAUGACUGUCGAGUUGUUCUGGUGUGUGCAGAAAAUCAAAAGCCGAUCUCCCAGCCACGGAGCUCGGAACCGGUAUUCGAGUGUGAUUUAACCAAUAGGCAGCAGGUGGCAGAGUUGGCUAGUAUAGUUAAGGAAAAAUUGGGUCUUAUCGAGGUUGUGAUACAUCUGGAAUCUUCCGUCAGUGUUGGUUGCACACCAGAACAAAUAGAACAUUUCGUCAGUCAGUCGUCGUAUGACAUUUUAGGAUUCAUUAAUAUAUUAACCAAAUUCGUUCCAGUUAUGCUUAGCCAUGGUGGUGGAAGGAUUGUUUCCAUUCGAAACAAGACCAAAAACAGUAAAGCACUUCUGGACAGUGAGCGUGAAUAUCAUGAUCUCGUAAAAAAUGUUUCACUAUCAACACAAGCUAUCGCGAUCAGUGGUCCAGAAAGCAUCAAACUUUCAACCAUCCUAUGUGAUCGGCUCCAUCAACCACAGCAGAAGCAACAAAGAGAAAACGGACGAUUACCAACAGGCACGAAACAAGCAUUCAACCAUAACGUGACCGAUCGUGAGCUAGCUCAAAGAAUCCUAAAGGGGAUCGAAUCGGAACAAUCGAUCGUGCAAGUCAGCACGCGACGCAGUUUGCUGGAACUUUGUUCCAGCGGUAUCGCACAACUAGCAACCAUCGGACUGGAUCAGUUCCAGCGACGGAAAGCUCCGAAAAUUUCAAUUAAGCUACAAUAAUAAAAACAACCAUCCACCGAUCUACACGUCACUUGAUCGAA